Cladophialophora immunda is the source of this 2235-nucleotide messenger RNA. RefSeq lists its product as uncharacterized. Gene Ontology annotation, cellular component: NatC complex. The coding region runs from base 1 to 2235 and encodes 744 amino acids. Gene Ontology annotation, biological process: N-terminal peptidyl-methionine acetylation. The record is from RefSeq and is a predicted model, not a curated record. The transcript is spliced from 5 exons. Lineage: Eukaryota; Fungi; Ascomycota; Eurotiomycetes; Chaetothyriales; Herpotrichiellaceae.
AUGGUUCAAUCCCAAAUUGUCCACCCCAAUGUCCAGAUAUCCGAAAUAACGAGAGAGUUCUGCAGUGCUGCAUCAAAACUAGCCGGUGGCAAGCUGGUCAAAGAUGAACACUUCACGUUAUAUGAGGCCGUCAGCGCCCUGGAGAUUGGCGAUCCGAAGAUGGAUAGCGGGUGUACUGCUUUCGACGCGGAAAGCGAUGAGGAGUUCGACCCCGCGAGGACCGUAUCUGCAGAGGAGAUCAUAUGGCUGAUGGACCAGUUGAUGUAUCGCGAGGCAGCAUGGCAUAUGGGAUAUCCUCUAUCUCAGACUCUAUUUACUUCGAUACACAUCGAACGACUCCUCUGGCCUCAACCAAAACAAUUCUCUGACGCUUGCUUCUGGAGGGAUCAUCCCAGUACCAGAGAUGCGUCUUCUCUCCUGCACGCCGUUUUUCAGUCCUACUGUGUGGGCCUGAUAAAAUGUUGUGAUCUAGUUCUCUCAAUGGUAGCGAGCCAACAUUUUUACGAGGAGGAAGACUUCGCUCCACAGAUAUACAAUCGGCCUCUCCUGCAUGACUUUUCCGUUGGAGAGGUGAUGGACUCGUUGCAGGAUGCACAUGCUUUUGUACAAAACGGCAACCUCCCGCAACCCCUGAUGGCGGCAUUGAAAGACAGGGUGAAUGCACGGUCUGCUUUCCUUCGGCUAUUGCACAGUUGUGAGCUCCGCGAACGACCGGCCAACUCUACUCUCGAGGGAAAUCUUGCUUUGAUCAAGGCGAUUGAAGAGACUUCCAUUCUGGGACGCCCAACCCCCACUGUUGCUUUCACUCUGAAGAUGCAGCGGGGGCUGGCAAGCAGUGUGCCACCGAGACCGAUGAUAGUCAUGGAGAAGGAGAAGGCGUUUUCCUUCUUCCGCCAACUUCUCACAGAUACCACGACGGCGUUCCAAAUGCUUGAUAUUACAUGCAGCAGCGACCUGCUAGUUGCCUACCAGAGGUUCAUGGCGCAGACGUCACAACCUGCAGUGUAUGUUCGAGCGCUCCUGCAGUCCUUCUUGAACAUUGACAACACGGUACUGGGCCGAUACACCAUUGACCACUUCGUCACUGAAGACAUGCAUUCUCUUACACUCCCAAGUGCUUUGCCGUUGGGGAGCAACAAAAGCGAAAUCGAGGACAUUCCAGAAGAUCAGCAGAUUGACCUCGGCGCUAAAGUGGAUUUGUUUCUGAGUCGUUACGGACAGUCCUUCCUCAAUUUCUUUCGGACUUACUGUCUGAACCGCUGCCGAGUGAGGCGUUCAAUGUGCCAUGCAGCCCUUGAGUGGGAUCAAAUUCAAGCAGAGGCCGAGGAUCUGGAUACUUUUGUACAGUCUAUCCUGGACGAACAGCCCAUUCCUUACCCCAAUGGCGAGGAACCCACCUUUUCGUAUUCUUUCAGCAGCUGGGUAUACCAUUACAAGCUGAUACAACUUCAAACUAUCCUCCAGAUGGGAUUUGAACUUUCCAUUUACGCUCCGCACGAAUUUGCGGAGAUGUACUGGUAUCUCUCAUUCCUGUCCAACUCGCAUCUCUCUCACCUCGAAAGGAUCAGUUUUUUUGUGUCCUCGAGUCGACAGGUGGAUGCACACCGCCGCGAUGAGGUUCAAAUUACCCUGAAGCGAUUGUAUCGCCAUUUCACUUGGCUCAAAGCCACAGAGGCCAUGGCAAAAGCUCUGCACCGAGUCUUCGCCGUCACGCAACGUCAUGGCCAUCUGCGCAAGCCUUCCCCUGCGUAUGCAUCAGACCAACUACGGUAUGAGCUGAGAAUGCGGCCCUUUCUCAACCUCUCCAUCCCCGAACCUAUCGACUUUGAUGUGGCUCAGCAUUCCUGCUCGUUACAGGACCUCCCCGACGCAACCGUGCUCGAGCAGGCAACGGCUUUGGUGCAGACGGCACGAAAAGCAUGGGAGGAGGUCUUGAGGAGCGGCUGGGAGACCAACCCUCCCCGAGUCGCAGAUCCCAAAGCUGGAAAGGCGGCGGAAGGAAGAAGCAAGGCAAUCGCCCCGAUAGUGGAAAGUGAGUGGACACAAGACGUCCGAAACUCGAUGAAGGCAUGUAUAGGUACAGCGAUUGCAAUAGCUGCCCUUAGUAAAGCUCUGCAGGGUACAGGGAAAACCACCACGGGAAGCGGCAUAUCGAGUCUGAGGGUGGAAAUCCCGCCGGUUGGGGAUCGAGACCGCUGGCAUGUGGCGUGGCCCGUACCCAAGAUCACCAGCUGA